GGAUUGCUAGCCGUAGCCAGAAAUGCGCAAUGGCGGCUUUCUGAGAGCAAAAGUGGACUUCAGUUAUAGCGUUCAUAGCUUCAACUUUUCUUUCUGUGUAAACAAGAGCACUGGGUUGACUGUGAGACAGCAGGCUUUUCGUCGCUUCGUCUGUGAUGGUCCCAAUUGCUAGAUACACAAUUGCUGAGCUUUGUGUGAUUCUUUAGAGCGGGUAGCUAUGGCUUCCCUCGUAGCCGAUUACGGAUCAUCGGAGUCAGAUUCAGCGGAGUCUGACGCGGAAUCUGUGCAAGACAACAGGGGGGACAGCGAUGACAAUACUGAGCCCACGGGCACGGCGGAAAGGGCGAGGCUCCCCGGCCCCUUCGACCAGCCCGGGGAAGACGCCUCCAGCAGCUCUGUGUUCAGAAACCCCUUCAGGGAAGAAGAAAACGUACAGUCGGCCAUUUUCGAGCGGCACGUCAAGAUGACUGUUCCCGUGAGCCAGCAGACGCAGGUUGAGGGGAAGAAGAUCUGCUGGAACUAUCGCAAGGGCCGCUGCAGGUUUGGCCACAACUGCAAGUAUUUUCACGACAGCGACGUCCCCACGCAGCUCGUUCCUCCCGCCGACACGGUAACCGUAGUUGCAGACACGUUGGACGCCGACGCCUGCUCUCAGUCCCAGCCCGCUAAACCAAAGAACAAACGACCAGGCCUCUCUGACGGCGUGCAGCUCUCCAAGAAGGCCAUGAAAUUUUACCACAGGACAAAGACGUAACUUCUUUGCCCAGGAA
Messenger RNA from Ornithodoros turicata, 770 nucleotides. RefSeq lists its product as uncharacterized. The transcript is spliced from 2 exons. Lineage: Eukaryota; Metazoa; Arthropoda; Arachnida; Ixodida; Argasidae. Bases 218 to 754 code for a protein of 178 amino acids. The record is from RefSeq and is a predicted model, not a curated record. Gene Ontology annotation, molecular function: metal ion binding.